AUGGCAAAGCCAGAGUCGAAGUCAAUCCCAGUCAAUGGCGGGCAAAACCUCAUAGAGAAGCGCAUGACUAGCGAAGAAUGCAACACAGCUCCUGAUGCCAAAAGGAUUAAAACCAAGAGGUUCCAUGAUGGCUUGAUGGAAUCGAAUGUUAAAAAUUCGGUUAUAGCGCGAAUAGUCCCUUUCCCAGAAAAGCCUGCGGUCUUGGAAGAACGAAAUGGCGACAUCGAGUUCCGAGUUGUCAAUAACGAUGGCUCUGCAGAGAGUAUGAUUAUCCUGACAGGCCUUAAAUGCCUCUUUCAAAAGCAACUCCCGAAGAUGCCCAAAGAUUAUAUCGCACGUCUCGUCUACGAUCGAACUCACUUAUCUAUCGCCAUCAUCAAAAUGCCCCUGGAGGUCAUUGGCGGAAUAUCAUAUCGAGAAUUUCGAGCCCGCAAGUUUGCCGAAAUCGUGUUUUGCGCGGUCUCAUCUGAUCAGCAGGUGAAAGGAUACGGAGCACAUCUCAUGGCUCAUUUAAAGGAUUAUGUCAAGGCUUCUUCCCCAGUGAUGCAUUUCCUAACCUACGCCGACAACUAUGCCACCGGGUAUUUCCAAAAACAAGGGUUCACCAAAGAGAUUGCUCUCGACAAAUCCAUCUGGAUGGGUUGUAUCAAAGAUUACGAAGGAGGCACACUUAUGCAAUGCUCUAUGGUUCCCCGAAUCCGAUAUCUCGAAGUUGGCCGUAUGCUUCUCAAGCAGAAGGAGUCUGUUCGAGCCAAGAUCCGCACCCUGAGCAAAAGUCACGUCGUCCACCCGCCCCCUCAGCAAUGGGCCAACGGAAUCGUCACCCCAACCGAUCCACUCUCUAUCCCUGCUAUUCGGGCAACUGGCUGGUCUCCAGAGAUGGACGAACUAGCACGGGAACCACGCCAUGGACCUCAUUUCAAUGAACUUCGACGUUUUCUCAACGAGAUCCAAAACCAUAAACAAGCAUGGCCUUUUCUCAAACCGGUUAACAAAGACGAGGUUCCUGAUUACUACAAUACAAUUGCAUCGCCAAUGGAUUUGUCCACUAUAGAAGAAAGAUUGGAGCGUGAUUUUUAUGCUGCUCCAAAAGACCUUGUCAGUGAUCUCAAGUUGGUUUUUAAUAAUUGUCGGCAGUAUAAUGAUGCGACAACGGUUUACACCAAGUGUGCGGUGAAGCUUGAGAAAUGCAUGUGGAAGCUUAUAGAGGAGAUCCCGGAAUGGUUCAAGUUGCUUGAAGAAGAGUGA
This is a messenger RNA of Penicillium soppii, 1248 nucleotides long. Its product is annotated as bromodomain-containing protein. Gene Ontology annotation, molecular function: protein binding; histone H3 acetyltransferase activity. Lineage: Eukaryota; Fungi; Ascomycota; Eurotiomycetes; Eurotiales; Aspergillaceae. The transcript has 2 exons. Bases 1 to 1248 code for a protein of 415 amino acids. Gene Ontology annotation, cellular component: histone acetyltransferase complex. Gene Ontology annotation, biological process: positive regulation of transcription by RNA polymerase II; chromatin remodeling. The record is from RefSeq and is a predicted model, not a curated record.